AUGUCAGCAACAGAGGUGGGGCCUCGUCUCCAUCCUGGACUUAUUGCCUCAGUAAUCUUUGUUUGUGGUGCCGCCAUCGCCGCAGCAGUAUUGAUCAUCCGGAAAUACUGCUUCCCAGUCAAUAAUGCGGUGUACAGAUACUCGGUGCUGCGGCGGCAGGAAGACAGUGGGACGUCCCUGACCGAAGAGGGGGGCAGUGGGUCCUGCGCGCUGGAGGAGCAGUCGGACGAGGAACUGCUGAGAUGA
Molecule: messenger RNA, 246 nt
Organism: Knipowitschia caucasica
Lineage: Eukaryota; Metazoa; Chordata; Actinopteri; Gobiiformes; Gobiidae
Source: the annotation of a GenBank genome assembly